CAGAGGGCAAGAGAGAGAGAGGAGGAGCUCCACCUUCAAUCUUCUCUAAUGGAGUCUCUCUCACGUCCUUUACACCGAAGAAAACUGUCGAAUGCUAAUACUUUCUCAGCUAAAAACGCCUACGAUGGCGUCUUCUCCUCCCACCGCCCCAACUACGAUCGACCUCCCGCUGUUAAUCUUGAAGAAUACUCUGAGAUUUUUAGUAGCGGUCAAGCUGCUUCUUCGAUUCCGGUUCUUGAUCUUUCAACUUUACAAGACUCGUCUGAUGCUACCAAUUUGGAACUUGGAAGCACGAAGCCGGAUUACGGUAAAAUUUUUGGUGGAUUUCGUGACCAAGACAUCGCUGUUUCUUAUGAAGAGUUGUUUGCUCGCAACAAAGCUAGGGCUCCUUCAUCAACAAGCCAGAGCUCUCAAGAGUUGGGUGAUCCGGCUCAUCAAUCUUCCGAUGCCUUGAAGCAGUUUAACAUGUCAUAUAAUAAGAUCAGCCAAAGGAGCAAGGAUGGGUUAGAUGGGAAAACACAUGUCACACAAUUACAUGCUGUACCUGGAUUUACAUUUUUUAUCGAUGAAGCAGCUUCUCAACCAAAGAAGGAAACCGAGAAGCAAAAAUCUUCUGUAACAAAUAAUAUUCAUCUCAGCGUAAACUCCAGCAAGGGGGAUUUUCUUGAGAAAGAAACUUCACGAAGUGCUGUUGGAUCUAGAAGUAAAUACGGUCAAGAUGAAUCCUUAUCUGACGAUAGAAAAUUUAAGACAGCUCAGACCGAUUUCAAAUCACAUCCCUUCAAAGCAUCAUCAUCACCUGCAGCUUCAGCAACCAAUGUUGAAGCAGCUUCUCAACCAAAGGAGGAAACUGUGAAGCAAAAAUCAUCUGUAACAAAUAAUGUUCUUCCCGGUGUAAACUCCAGCAAUGGAGAUUUUCCUGAGAAAGAAACUUCACGAAGUGCCGUGGGAUAUAGAAGUAAAUAUUGUCAAGAUGAAUCCUUAUCUGAUGAUAGAUAUUCUAAGACAGUUCAGACCAAUCUCAAAUCACAUCCCUCCAAAGCAUCAUCUUCACCUUCAGCUUCAGCAACCGACGAUGAAGCAGCUUUUCAACCAAAGGAGGAAACUGUGAAGCAAAAAUCAUCUUUAACAAAUAAUGUUCUUCCCGGUGUAAACUCCAGCAAGGGAGAUUUUCCUGAGAAAGAAACUUCACGAAGUGCCGUGGGAUCUAGAAGUAAAUAUUGUCAAGAUGAAUCCUUAUCUGAUGAUAGAAAUUCUAAGACAGUUCAGACCAAUCUCAAAUCACAUCCCUCCAAAGCAUCAUCAUCACCUUCAGCUUCAGCAACCGACGAUGAAGCAGCUUUUCAACCAAAGGAGGAAACUGUGAAGCAAAAAUCAUCUGUAACAAAUGAUGUUCUUCCCAGUGUAAACACCAGCAAGGGGGAUUUUCCUGAGAAAGAAACUUCAGGAAGUGCUGUCGAAUGUAGAAGUAAAUCUCAUGAAGUUGAAUCCUUAUCUAAUGAUGGAAUUUCUAAGACAUUUCAGGCUGAUAUCAAAUUACAUCCCUCCAAAGUAUCAUCAUCACCUGCAGCUUCAGCAACCGAUGUUAAUCAUAAAGAUUAUCAGAGGAGAUCAACUGCUGCAAAUACCGGGACAUGUAAAAGUGAUACUCCUAUGGAUUUUUUUCCUACUUGCUUUGCUGAGGAACUUGAUGUCAAUUCUGCUGCCGCUGCUUCUGCAGCUGCUUUGAGAAAAGCUAUAGAGAAGGCCCAAGAAAGCAUACGGAUUGCAAAAGAAUCAGUGGGAAGAAAGAAGGAAGGUCUUCGAAGCUUUUCAAGUAAAAGUUUUAAAGAUAGCUUGAAAGUUAAAACGAGAGUGGCGAAUGUAAGCAUGGGUGAAGAUCAGAAAGACAGAGAUAGUAAAAUUAAAGAAACCUUUGAGAGAAUUGGUGCUGCAUCACAAGUUUCUUCCAAUGUAGGAAGGAACAAUAAGUAUGGAGGCACAGUAGUUUUUCCAGACAUUGCAGAUGGUGAAAAGCUUUUUGGUGCUAAGAAGGUUAUAGAUGAAAUGCAUGGGAAAAUUUCGGAAUCAGCUAAGAACUCUGAGAUACCAAUAAGGUCUUCUUAUGAAUUGAUAGACAAUAAGAUAGUUUGUAAUUCUAAAGAAGUUGCAGGUGAAACAGAAGCUGUAGAUCUUGGUUCUGCAGGAAACUAUGAAAAUUCAGCAGAGUAUUCCGAAGCAGUUGAAAGUAAUACAUGUGAAGCUCCACAGAAGGAUAUUUGGAGACCAAAUGGUUUUCUUGUACUUGAAAGUUAUGAAAAGAAACUAGGAGAUAUCGAGGAUACAGUCACAGAUGACAAGCCUAGUGAGUUGAAGGAGAAUAAUUAUGAGGCGAGACCAAGUAAUGCCCAUAAAUUGGUUGAAGGAUUAAACAACUUGGCUUUGUAUCAAAAAGUGGAAGAUGAGAAGAAAAUAUCCCAAGGGUCUGAUCAAAAUGGUUAUGAGAAGAGAUUCAGUGAAGCAUUGGAGUUGUUGGAAAAUAAGAAGCAAGGGCUUCUUGAACAUGAACACAAUGAGAAAGUAGCAAAUGCAGAGAGGUAUGAACCAAAUAGCGUUGAUGAAACAAGUGAGAAGGUGCUUGAAGAUGAAAGAGAACUGAAAGAGGACAGCGGCCUUGGAAGCCUCAAGGAAGAAGAUACAAGUGAGAAGUUUUAUGAUGUUUCUGAGCUGGAAAUGAUUGAGAAUGCACAAAUGUAUGCCAAUAGUUUAGGAAAAAACGAAGUGUCCCCAAAAGAGGAUUGUGAGAUGAAAGAGAAAGAAAGCCACAAGGGAGAAGAAGCAUGGAAAAAAUUGGAUAAGGUUCAUGAAUUGGAAAUUUAUGAGAAUUCGUCGAGCGAUUAUGAUGAUGCAGAAGGAAGUGAGAGUAUGCAUGGCUGUAAUGGUCUAAGCCAGGAGGACUGCAAAGUUGGCCAAAGUGACAACAAUGUGGGAUCGAGUCAAGAGGUUGAUGAGGCUAGCAGCAGCUCAGCGGAAGUUAUAGGAGCUUUCUAUGAGGUCCACGUAGAAGAUACAGAAGCAAUAGAGCUGCAGUAUAUCUCGGAAGAAAAAGAGAUAUUUGAAAAGAUUUCUGUAGAUCAUACUGCCUCUGAAUACAAUGAGGAUGAAUGUGAAGCAAAAUCUGACAGUCUGUCAGAUUGUAUAUUAGCUGAUAUGCACGUUGGACAAGAUGAAACUGAACAAAUCGAUACACAAUCUGAAUCAUCUUCGGAUAUGAUACAUGGUAUGGAGAUAGAGGUUAACGAAUAUAAAGAAAGAGAAGAGACUAUCGAGGAGGAGACAAUUGUUUCUGUGGAGGAAAAGGAAAGCAGCCUCCAACAAUCACAUGAAGGAAGACCCGAAAUUGGAAUUAAAAUGGAAACAGGAACAUCUCAAGAACCUAAGGUGUCGACUGAAAUGGAAGGAACCAUGGACAUGAAUGAGAAUAUCAUAACAAGCCACUGUAGAGAAAAGAAGGAUGAAACUAGAGAAUCUGGGCCAAGCAAAAUGGUGGAAAAGGAGCGCUACAAAAAGAUUGAAGGAGUAACAGCUGAAGAACGAGAGCGGGAGAGAAAUAGAUUAGCUGUGGAAAGAGCAAUCCGUGAAGCUAGGGAGCGUGCCUUUGCUGAAGCUCGUGAAAGAGCUGAAAGGGCUGCUGUCGAGAGAGCUACUGCUGAAGUUCGGCAAAGAGUAAUGGCUGAUGCUCAAGAAAAGGUCGCAAAAGCUUCUGUUGGGAUCAAAUCUUCCGAUAAAACUUCUGCACAAUCAAAGCUUAGAGCAGAGCGUGCUGCAGUAGAGAGAGCCACCUCAGAGGCUCGACAGCGAGCUUUAGAAAAGGCAAUGUCUCAGAAUAAAACCUCCGAGCCAAGGGCUCAAGCUAAUGAGACUGGGCAAACCUCUUUUUCUGAUAUACACAUUUCCAAUGGAGGGAGUGCUGAAUCAGCUCAGAGAACUAAAGCAAAAUUAGAAAAGCAUAACAGGAUCAUGGAACGGGCGGCCAAAGCUCUUGAAGAAAAAGAGAAGCGUGAUCUGCUUGCUCAAAAAGAACAAGCUGAGAGAAGUCGAUUAGCAGAAAAUCUUGAUGCUGAUAUCAAAAGGUGGUCAAGCGGGAAAGAAGGAAACUUGCGUGCAUUGCUUUCAACCCUGCAAUAUAUCCUUGGAGCUGACAGUGGUUGGCAACCUAUCUCACUGACAGAGAUCAUAACCAGUAGUGCAGUUAAGAAAGCUUACAGGAAGGCCACUCUUUGUGUGCAUCCUGACAAGCUGCAACAAAGGGGUGCAAGCAUUCAGCAGAAGUAUAUAUGUGAAAAGGUUUUUGAUCUUUUGAAGGCCGCCUGGAACAGAUUUAACUCGGAGGAGAGAUAGCAGAACGAUUUGCGAGUCUGGUGAUGAGUUGAUGAAUUAUUUGCAUUAAUCUUUAAAGAAUUAUUUCAAGGUAUAGAAAUCUUCUUGAAAUCAUCAAGUUCUUUGGAAUUCAGUUCUCAAAUAUGGGAAAUAUGAAUUAUGACUGUAAGUGUACAUACAUACAUUUAGUUUCCAUUUUAUAACUUUUGAAUGUUUGGUUAGAAGCCCAAAAAAUUGCAGGAUAUGAAAAUAUGAAACUACAGUAGGAACUGGUUGGUACAUGAAUUACAUAGCUUUUUUUUCAUGAUUGUAUGGAUAAAAUUGUUUGUAUGAAUUAAUCUGUCAGUAAAAAUUGAUAAGGUUUUUAU
Messenger RNA from Cynara cardunculus var. scolymus (artichoke), 4727 nucleotides. Its product is annotated as auxilin-like protein 1. The transcript has 7 exons. The record is from RefSeq and is a predicted model, not a curated record. Gene Ontology annotation, cellular component: intracellular membrane-bounded organelle; vesicle; cytoplasm. The coding region runs from base 49 to 4380 and encodes 1443 amino acids. Gene Ontology annotation, molecular function: clathrin binding. Lineage: Eukaryota; Viridiplantae; Streptophyta; Magnoliopsida; Asterales; Asteraceae. Gene Ontology annotation, biological process: clathrin coat disassembly; clathrin-dependent endocytosis.